AUGACACGAGCCUCCUUUCUGAGGCCGAGCUCCUUUUUGAAGCCCAAAGCUCCCGCCAACAUCAGAACAAAUGCCACCACCGAGGAUAACGUCCCGAUGCACUACAUCCCGUCCCCGUUGUCUAGAUCGGGGAGCAAUUCAAACGCGAGCACGCCGACCGUCGUUGGCAGUGGUGCCAGCACACCGGCUACCCUGUUGGGCACGCCUGAACUAAAAACGCCCAAAAGCGCCGUUCCGAGACUACGACGAACCUCUCUCGACCGCCUACUGGACUCUGGACAGCUCAACAAUAUCAAGCCUCGAGAUUUGAGUAGGUUGGAGAAAGUUCAGGUUUGGAUGACCAACCAGGGCGCCUCGUACGUUGUCAUCGGCAUUUUUGGUCUGGUUGAGGCGCUCCUCUUUGCUUUGUUCACCGUUCACUAUCUCUACAAGGACAAUCUGAGCACCAAUCGAAAACUUUUUGGAUGGACAUUCAUUCUGUCCCGUGCAUCAGCAGAGGUGCUCCAGUUCAACGUCGCGCUCAUCCUGUUCCCCGUCUGCCGGACCCUGAUCUCAAUGCUGCGCGAAACACCACUCAAUGGUCUAAUUCCCUUCGACAAGAAUCUCACCUUCCAUAAGCUCAUCGGCUACUCGAUGGUCGUCUUUACCACCCUACAUGUUGUUGGACACUGGAAUAACCUCGGACGGCUGGCUUCAAAGUACAACCUCGGCUUCGUUGGGUUCCUCAAGCUCAACUUCCUGACUGGGCCAGGCUGGUCAGGCUACAUCAUGCUCUUUUGCCUGCUCGCGAUGACCAUCACUGCCAUUGAUCGUGCCCGGAAGGCCAACUUCGAGCGCUUCUGGUACACUCAUCACCUUUGUACGGUCUUCUUUGCCUUCUGGUCCGUCCAUGGUGCGUUCUGUGUUCUGAAGAGAGACAUUCCAACCGAAUGUGCUAGCACCGGCAACUUCUAUCGGUGGUGGGUCCUUGGCGCCUUCAUCUAUCUGCUCGAGAGAAUCGCACGUGAGGUACGGGGUACCCACACGACUUACAUCUCCAAGGUCAUCCAACAUCCCAGCGAUGUGGUCGAGAUCCAGAUGUUCAAGGAAAAGACCAAGGUCAAGGCUGGGCAGUAUAUCUUCAUCAACGUCCCGGCCGUGUCGGCAUGGCAGUAUCACCCCUUCACUCUAACCUCUGCACCUGAGGAGGACCAUCUUUCAAUCCAUGUCCGUAUGAUCGGCAAUUUUACAAAGGAGCUUGGCAAAAUGCUGGGCUGUACCGAUCCGAAAGUAAAAUCUGGUAAGCGACCUGGACCUCAGCGUGCUUUCACGGUCAUGAACCGCAAAGCCAAUGGCGCCAAUGCACAUGGGCCCCAGCUAUUUCCAAACAUUUCACUUGACGGGCCCUACUCGACUGCUUCAGAGGAUGUCUUCAAAUACGACACGGCUAUUCUUGUCGGUGCAGGAAUUGGCAUUACUCCAUUCGCCAGUAUCCUUAAAAGCACCUGGUACAGAAUGAGCAACCCGGAUCUCUGGGGCAAGAAUCGCCUGCGAAAGGUGUACUUCUUCUGGAUCUGUCGCGACUUUGGAUCACUGGCUUGGUUUAAAAGCUUGUUGUCCGCCAUCGAGGAGCAGGAUAAGAUGCGGCAAAUUGAGGUUCGAGCCUAUCUUACAGCAAAGAUCUCUCAUGAAGAUGCUCUCAAUAUUCAGCUUAACUAUGAAGAUCGGGACCCUGUCACAGGCCUGAUCACCCCUACAAAUUUUGGCCGCCCCAACUGGGACAUGGCGUUCCGCGGAAUCAAGAAACUACACUCCCCGGGCGAGGCAGGCGUCUUCUUCUGUGGACCCGAAGGCUUAGGCACGGAAUUGGCACUUAAGUGCAACCAGUACUCAGAGCCAGGUGAUGCUGGCUUUGAGUUCCAUUUCGGCAAGGAGAACUUUUAG
Messenger RNA from Cyphellophora europaea CBS 101466, 1923 nucleotides. RefSeq lists its product as uncharacterized. Gene Ontology annotation, cellular component: NADPH oxidase complex; plasma membrane. Gene Ontology annotation, molecular function: superoxide-generating NAD(P)H oxidase activity. The record is from RefSeq and is a predicted model, not a curated record. The transcript has 2 exons. NCBI's taxonomy places the organism in Eukaryota, Fungi, Ascomycota, Eurotiomycetes, Chaetothyriales, Cyphellophoraceae. Gene Ontology annotation, biological process: superoxide anion generation; defense response. The coding region runs from base 1 to 1923 and encodes 640 amino acids.